Messenger RNA from Cuscuta europaea, 1399 nucleotides. The record is from the annotation of a GenBank genome assembly. Lineage: Eukaryota; Viridiplantae; Streptophyta; Magnoliopsida; Solanales; Convolvulaceae.
GUACCAAGAAAACCCACCAACGGAUUAGAUAAAAAACUUUGAAUUUCCUUAAUGACUACUACUACUCUCUUUUACUGUUAACCUAUUUUAUUUUUUCAUAUGAUAUGAUAUUUCUAACUCCUACUAUAUUAAUUCAUCUUCACCAAACAACCUGAAUUUCUCAAUCCGCCAAGGCGUACAAAAACCAUAAACUUACAUAAGAAUGGGACGAAUUCCGUGCUGCGAGAAGGAUAAUGUGAAGAGAGGGCAAUGGACUCCAGAGGAAGAUCACAAGCUUUCCUCUUACAUUGCUCAACAUGGGACGCGAAACUGGCGUCUCAUUCCCAAACACGCCGGUCUCCAGAGGUGUGGAAAGAGCUGCAGGUUAAGGUGGACAAACUACCUCCGACCCGACCUUAAGCACGGCCAAUUCUCUGAUGCUGAAGAACACACUAUUGUUACACUCCACUCCGUUCUUGGAAAUAGAUGGUCAGUAAUUGCUGCGCAGCUUCCGGGGAGAACAGACAACGAUGUGAAGAAUCAUUGGAAUACUAAGCUGAGAAAGAAGCUUUCUGGCAUGGGAAUUGAUCCGGUUACCCACAAGCCAUUCUCUCACCUCAUUACAGAGAUCGCCACCACACUAGCGCCGCCGCAAGUCCCACACUUGGCGGAGGCGGCGCUAGGUUGUUUCAAGGAUGAAAUGUUGCACCUUCUCACAAAAAAACGCAUCGGUUUCCAGCUCCACCCGACGGGUCCCACCGUGCCCGUCAAGCACGAAGACAAAGAUGGAACCAUUGAGAAGAUCAAGUAUGGCUUGUCGAGGGCGAUCCAGGAAUCAGCAGCCUCUGAUCCCAAACCCUGGGAUCAUACAGGCAAUGCAACACCCUCAAAUUUGCCAGAGACCGGUUGUGAUUUUCUAACGACAAUUGAUCAACGACAUCAUCAAUUCGGUGGUCUUCCAUGUUUGAUGCAGGAAGCAGAGGGUUCUCCGUGGAACCAAAGCAUAUGUACUGGGAGCACGUGCACGUUGAGGGAGCAACAUGGGAGGCUGCAAGAAAAAGCGGUGGACGAUGAAAAUGGCGAGUGUUCAGGUGGUGGACAGGGGAGGAGAACUGAUGACACGCCACCGCCAGGAAGUUUCCACUCUGAUUGUGUGUUGUGGGAUAUUUCUUCUGAAGACCUCAUGGGUCCUAUGGCUUGAACUUUGAACUCGGUUGAAAAACAAAAUGGAAACCAACUGAAAAUGGAAGCAUGCCUGACACUAAUAACACAUUGCAGUGGGUGAUUCUUGUAGCAUUGUUUUUUGCAUUUCUUCACGAUUUCAAAAGCACAAAAUUUAGAAUAAUCUCAACUAAUUAUUAGUGAUCUUUCAGUUUAAUCUCAAAGAGGCAUAUAUAAUUCUAAAAUAUUUUGAAAUUCC